Molecule: messenger RNA, 1174 nt
Organism: Gadus chalcogrammus (walleye pollock)
Lineage: Eukaryota; Metazoa; Chordata; Actinopteri; Gadiformes; Gadidae
Exons: 8
Coding region: 158-1174 (338 amino acids)
Biological process (GO): cell adhesion
Cellular component (GO): membrane
Source: RefSeq, a predicted model, not a curated record
GGAAACCUCACACUGGCCUAGCCCCCAUUGGCUCUCUCUCGCUCGCUCUCUCUCUCUCUCUCUCUCUCUCUCUCACUCUCUCUCGCUCUCGCUCACUCUGUCUCAAACGCUCUCGACACACCGCUGGACGUGCACGCACACACACACCGACUGGAGCAUGGCCCGAUCUUCGCUGAGGAUGAAUGAACUGAGACGCAACAUGUCCCUCAUCACCCUGCUCCUCUUCGCCUCUGCUCUGAACGCUGGCGUCUCGGCCGAGGAUGCGCCAGUGGCGGCGGUGACCGCACCCUCUCAAGGGUCUGAGUUCGGACGAGGUGACAUGAUCCCAGAGGAGAAGACAGAGGAACCCGCGACGGAAGAGGGACAGGUGAUGGUGCUUCCUACGCCAGGGCUCAUUCACCCCAGCACGGCCGCUCCGACACAGGAGGAAGGGUCGCCUGCCAGCAACGACACCGAGGGGACCACCGUGGAGCGUGGCACUCAGACCCAGGCUGUGACCAAGGGCCCGGGGCCCGCCGAGACUCAGACCCAGGGGCCCCAGUCCUCCAGAGGAGAUGGACCUGACAAACCGCCCCAGCUUGAUGUCAUGUGCGUGUCUAAAGAAGCGGUUGAAUUCAAGGAUGCAGUGAGUUUGAAGCUCAAGACCUCUUCCAGCUGUGAGGAAAGCAGGACUAAGAUAGCCAGUGUGCUUCAGCAGCUCUGUGGGGAGGACUGCAAGCUGGACCUGUACCAGGAACAGGGCUCCACCCAGGUCCUGGUCUCCGGACAGUAUGUGGAAGCCGAUGCAGUGGCCAUGGCUGAUAAGUUCAACAAUGACAACAUCAAAGAUAAGAUCGACGUGGAGGAGGCUUCUCCCCGUGUGGUGAAGGGCUCUAAGAUGGUUCUGGUGUCCCUGCUGAUCAGUGGUCUGCUGCUGGCUGCUCUGCUGGUGGCCGGCUAUUACUUCAAAACACACCGCAAGAGCUCCAAGGGAGUCCGACUGGCCGAGUCGUUCCAGGUGGACGAGGAGAACCAGGCCAACACACUGGUGUCCGUGGCCCCGCUGCCCCAGGACCCCCUCCUGGAGAAGCCCGCCGCCACCAACGGCGCCGAGCCCCUCCCGGAGAAUCCCGCCCCCCCCGCCACCAACGGCCACGCCCCCAACCAGACCCCCGUCGCCGACACGGAGAUGUGA